Molecule: messenger RNA, 735 nt
Organism: Prorocentrum cordatum
Lineage: Eukaryota; Dinophyceae; Prorocentrales; Prorocentraceae
Source: the annotation of a GenBank genome assembly
AUGGCGCCCAAGCAGAGGCGAACGAAGGCGGCGCCCGAGCCGGGCGGCGAGCCGCAGACGAGCGCGGGCCGCGGGCCCGCCGCGGCAAAGGCCUGGGCUCCCUCCGGUGCCCUCGCCGCCGCCGCCGCGGCCGCGCUGGCGGCGGCCAUGCUGGGGGUGAGGCGCGGCAGGGGAGGGAACGGUUUCGCCGCUGCGCCGCCCGCCGGGCCCGGGCCCGCCGCGCCGGGGAACCGCGGAUCCGGGGCCGCGGGGGCCUCGCCCAGAGAAGCAGGGCCCGAGGACGUGGCGGCGCUGCACUCCGGCAGGUGCGGCGAGGGCACCACCCAGCGGCCUGGGCAGGUGACGUCCCCUGGCCCGUCCCUGGGGCGCUGGAUCUCCGUGGGCGAGUCCGCCGCCGAGGACGUGACUGAAGCCACGAGCGACGGGGUUCAGGUGCGAGCGAUCCGCCGCGAAGCCUUCGGCAAGCGGGUGGAGGCGCAGGCGUUCGAGCUCCGGGUCCACAGGGCCACGCUGGUGGUCUCGCAGGCGUCGCGGCAGGCCCUGAACGUGCAGAUGUCGGGGGUGCCGAGCCUGGCAGCGGGCGGGCAGGUUGGCGGGCUGCUGGGCACGUCGCGCCACGACAAGGCUAUCGAGAAGUUCACCCCUGAGUGCUCCGCGUCCAGGCAGCAGGCGCUGGACAGCUGGAUGGACUCGGUCGAGAUCGGCGAGUCCGCGACGGGCUCCACCGACGCGUAG